GCUCAGUCAACUGAUUUCCCCAGCUACCUGCCCAAUUGCUCACAGGAACAGUAUACUGGGCCCUAGCUUAUCCAGCUCGGGUAGGUGUAUAUAUAGUCCUUGAAAGUUCUCUAUUGUUCCAAAAUCGUCAUCUUUAGCUUCUCUCACUAGCCAGUCCAAACACAAAAUGCCUCCGUCCAAUGGUCGGGACCCUUCUAUUGAUAAACGAGACUUUGACACAAACCGUCCGUUACUGACCACCUAUGACUCUGGUGGGGACAUGGAGGGUAGAGAUCUACACUCACGGCCAGGAUCCAGGAUCUCUGUACGCCGUUAUAGCGACGGUGAAGACGGUCUCUUGAAUGAUGUUGUUGAAGAAAUAGUGGAAAGGGAUCGCCGCAGGCUGGCUAAGGAAGUGGUACGGAUAUGUAGCUUUGCCUGGGGAGUAGUAACCUGCUUAGGAGCUGGUAGCAUCACUGCGUUUUCCCUUUACGGCCCCUUGUUUCUCACCCGUCUUCAUUACACUCAGCUCCGAGUAAAUGCUGUAUCGAUUGCUGCUGGUGUGUCCAUGUACCUUCCAGUCUCAGUCUUCGGAUACCUCUGUGACCGGUAUACCCCGUCGCCGCUGGCUUUGUUUUCCGGUACGGUGUUCGGAAUAGGCUACCUUUUAGCUGCAAUCGUGUACAAGAAUGGUCCACCUCCAGAUGUAGGUGGAAAUGGAUACCCUUUUUGGAUGAUGGUAGUUGCUUUCGUGUGCGUCGGGACCGCCACAAGUUGCAUGUACCUGGCCGCCGUCACGACUUGCGCCAAAAACUUCGGCAGGGGCAAACACAAGGGCAUUAUGCUUGCCAUUCCUAUAGCUGCUUUUGGCCUCAGUGGUAUGUGGCAGAGUCAAGUGGGUACUUACCUUUUGUAUGAACGGCUAGAAGAUGGCAGCCGUGGCGAUGUAGACGUCUCCCGGUACUUCAUUUUCCUUGCCGCACUGCUUUUUGGUAUUGGUGUCAUUGGGACUUUUGGAUUACGGAUUGUCGAUGAGGAUGAGGAGAAGUAUAUUGACGAAGCAGUCGAAGAACUUGAGAGGAGUGGCCUCUUGGAAGAGAGCGAGUUCUUCCGGUCGAGAAGCGAGGUUAGAGCUGCGUAUGGGACAUUCUCGCAGUCCGAUGCAGACGACGAAGAACAAACGCUAUCACUGACCCAAACUGAGGAAGAGAGGGAGGCAGCAAGGCUCGAGAAAGAGAGAGAGGAGGAGGAACGCAGGAAGAAAAACUGGCUAUUGAACUGGGAAACAAAGGUGUUCCUCAAGGAUCAUACGAUGUGGUGGCUUGCCUUAGGCUUCUUCUUGGUUACUGGACCAGGAGAAGCAUACAUUAACAACCUGGGUACUGUGGUCGGAGCCCUGACCCCAGAGUCAAGCUCUUCCAAUGCUCCUACUCCUGCCGGCAAACCAUCUACACAUGUGACAACUAUUGCGCUUACUUCAACAAUUGCCCGACUCCUCACAGGAUCCCUGUCGGACUUCUUCGCACCCCCAGCAACCCAUCUCUUCCCAAAUAACUCAGAAGCUGUACGCCCCAGCUCACCGUCCGGAUCAAAGCGAGUUACUUUAUCACGACUAACAUUCCUUCUCCCAUCCGCUCUUCUCCUCUCACUUGGCUAUCUUCUUCUAGCAUCUCCAUUUCCGGUCCAGCACCCGGAAUUGUCCCACAUAACCACAGGCCUGAUCGGCUUCGGUUACGGGAGUGCAUUCUCCCUCUGCCCCAUCAUCAUCUCCGUCGUCUGGGGCGUCGAGAACUUCGGCACGAACUGGGGUAUCGUUGCCAUGUUCCCGGCAGCAGGCGCUGCACUGUGGGGCCUCAUCUACUCCCGCUUUUACCAAGACGCCACAGAUGGAGGCAAUGGCUCAACAGACGGCCAGUGUCACGGCUGGAAAUGCUUUGGCUACUGGGCCUUGGGAUGUACGCUGAGCGUAUGGGUGGCUAUUGCCGCGUGGGGUGUCGCUUGGAGAUCAUGGAAACGAAGGGGCGUUUCUGUUUGAAUUGCGUAUUAUUCAGUCUUAUAUAGUUCCACCAGGAUGCAAUACCGGAUAGAGGCGUACAUUGGUUUGUUUAUUCUGCUUCGGUCAUAUUCAGGCAGGCAAGGCGAAAUUGGUAAUCUAGGUUAUGGUAUCUACUUUUGAAUUCAUUAUCAUUGUUC
This is a messenger RNA of Aspergillus caelatus, 2172 nucleotides long. Its product is annotated as MFS transporter. Gene Ontology annotation, biological process: transmembrane transport. The record is from RefSeq and is a predicted model, not a curated record. Gene Ontology annotation, molecular function: transmembrane transporter activity. Lineage: Eukaryota; Fungi; Ascomycota; Eurotiomycetes; Eurotiales; Aspergillaceae. The coding region runs from base 167 to 2014 and encodes 615 amino acids. The transcript has 3 exons. Gene Ontology annotation, cellular component: membrane.